Messenger RNA from Stereum hirsutum FP-91666 SS1, 1479 nucleotides. RefSeq lists its product as uncharacterized. Bases 1 to 1479 code for a protein of 492 amino acids. Lineage: Eukaryota; Fungi; Basidiomycota; Agaricomycetes; Russulales; Stereaceae. The transcript is spliced from 2 exons. The record is from RefSeq and is a predicted model, not a curated record.
AUGCUCGCGUUAGAAAACGGUCGGGCGAGGGAGCUUCGGCAUCGAUUCCUUUCGACAGAUAUCUUAAACGACUCGGAGGACUCCCUUGAAGAUCUCCCUGAGCCGUUGAAGACGGCAUACCUGUCCGCGCUGGAUACCUUGAAACGUUCACCCCUGAUGGAUUCGGGCGCGGACUCGUCAGCUUCGCGCGCCUUACACGCCGUCAUCAACCUCAUUCGAGAGGUCCCUGGCUGCCGGAACUUUAUGACGGGUAUAAAGGUGUCGGAUGUGGUUCCAGCAAUCGAGGACGGCUGGCCGCUCCUUUAUGUCGACCCUACUCCUUUCGGAACGCUUCUGUUGCUUGUCCGACAUGGAGCUGGCGAGGGCGGGGGGAUGCCGGCAGCGUUCCGCUAUUCCUGUCGACUCCUGGAAGAGACAAAAAGCGGUGAGAUUACUUUGAAGUGUCAGGUCGGGCAUAAUGCGAAAAUUUCCAACUACAAAAACUGGGAAUUCAUCCACAAUGCCGCCAGAGAGGCAACUUUGCCUCAGUCACUCGAAGGGUUGUUGAGGUGGCUUGGGAAUCGUGUGGCUAGACAUAUUCACGCCCUGGUCGCUGACGCGACGAAAGAUACCGGUAGUCCAAACACAGUCGGUUUAACAAUCGUCGCGUGCGGCCAUAUUUCUAUGAUGCCUAUUGACGCUGCAAGCUGGAGGUCCAGCAAUUCGAGCACUACCGAAUCGCAAUGCCUCUCCGACACCUUCUUUGUCCGAUACGCCCCCUCCGCCGCGAUUGUUGCUUCGUGUGCUCGCAAGGCUCGCGCCUUGGAUGACUCAACCACAAUGCCCCAGUCUCCCCCGACAUUCGUAGCUGUAGGUAACCCGCUCAACGAUCUCCCUCAAUCCCGUUCAGAGAUCAAAGAAAUCGAAGCCCACUUCCCCAGCAACGCACGCCACACUGCGUUCGAAUCAAAUGCCACCAUACCCUUCAUCGCGACCCAUGCUCCAGCAGCGACCUACCUGCAUUUCGCCACCCACGCCCAAGCAAACUACCUACCCACUGUGCGCUCUAAUCCCGAGUCCCAAGCAUGCGUCCAGCUCUCCGACGGUGCUCUUCUCGCCACUCAUAUCCCUUCUUGGCUCUCACUCACCCGGAAUCGCUUAACCGUCCUCUCAGCAUGCGAGACGGUCGUGCGGGGCAUCGAUCUGCCGGACGAGGCUUUUAGUAUCGGAUCAGCGAUACUCGCGAGUGGGAGCGCCUGCGUAGUGGGAAGUAUGUGGAAAGUCGACGAUCAUGCGACGGGGCUCUUGAUGGUGAGGAUGUAUGAGGAAAUGCUUGAGAAAGGAAGGAGACCUCCCGAGGCAUUGAGAGAGGCUAAGACGUGGUUGAGGGGAUUGGACAUGGAUGGGUUAGCGGACGGUAUUCGAGAGAAUGGGUAUUUCGACGGAAAGCCGUUCGAACAUCCUUUCUUUUGGGCGGGCUUUGUGGCGGUAGGAAUCUAG